AUAGAUGAACAGUAGCGUGCAACAUGGAGAUCAUUCGUUUUGUUUUGUUCAUAACCUUAUUGUUGCAGAAAAUCAAUGGUUACUGUCUGCCAUAUGAAAGUGAUUACUAUGACGGAACAUAUUGCCUAAAAAUAUGUCCACAUGAAACAGUACUUCAUCGAGGCCAUUGUAUAAAAGAAUGCCCCGACUUCAGUCAAGUCUUGUCAAACGGAAUAGUGCGUUAUUGCAACAUGUCAAGUGAUAUUCCAUGCUCAAAAUUUUUAUGUUCAUCACAUUUUCCAUACUGUUAUGAAAGCAAUUGCCUCAAAUUUUGUCCUGAAUUCACCGUUGCUUUUAACGGAAUUUGUCUGAUGCGAUGUCCCUUAGAUGCACCUUAUUUAACAACUCCGAAUUGUAAAGGUUUGUGCUUACAAGGGGAAAAAUUCUGUAACUCUGUCUGCUCCACAAAUAAACCGUACACUUUGAACACAGGCCAUUUCAUUCACUGCCUGACAGAGUGUCCAGAUUUCACAAGCAGGAAUGGGACCUCGUGUAAUUUAUCAUGCCCUGAGAGCCUCCCCUUUCUGUUUAAUAGGACCUGUUUCUCCAUGUGUCCGAAGUCUGCAAACUACGUGAUUCUAAAAAGAACAAAGUACAACUCAAUUUUGUCCUGUAUAGAACAAUGUCCCUCUGAUCUGGUCACCGAUAAUAAUACUUGUGUUAAGUUUUGUCCACCUGGAAAACAUCUAUUCAACGAUACUUGUGUUACAGAAUGCCCAAAUACAAAUCCGUUUAUUUACCCUCGAGAAUUUACAUCUAUACCAAAUAUAAAGAAUUUUGGCAAAGCAGAAUUUAUGUGCGUAGAUUCCUGUACUAAUCCGAGUUACAAGAGGGCAAAUUUUACAUGUGUUGUUAAGUGCAAUGGACCAUUAAAAUACAACUUAAAUGGUGUCUGCGUGGAGGAGUGUCCAUCAAGUCAGUUCUUCGUGGAUAUGCAGACAUAUGACUGUCUAUCUCAGUGCCAGUCUCAUCAUCACCAACACGGUAACUUCUGUACAACCAAUUGUCCAGACACCACAAACAAACGUUAUAAUGGUUCCUGUGUCGACCAAUGUCCCGAAGAAGCAAUCUUUGAGCAAUCAUUGUCCAACUUGGACUUAGACUGCGUUUCAUCAUGUCGGAAAUUUUAUUUUAAACAAAGAUGCGUCGACAUUUGCCCUUCUAUUGCAAAAUUCAUUGUGAAUGCUUCGUGUAUAAUAGAAUGCCCAACAGAAGUCCCUUAUGUUAAUAUCAUUCAUUCACAAGAAAAGAGAUAUCCCUAUACUCAACACGACUACAUGUAUUGUGUUGAAAAUUGCCCAUCCGGCUAUUUUUUUCACAAAAAUAUUUGUGUUAAAUCCUGUCCAAGUGUUGCUAACUUGGUAUUAAAUUCUACCUGUGUUUCCGAGUGUUCUCUUGAAAAGCCUUUCAUUUACAUCAAUUAUACGGAAACCAGGGACACGUACAGGUCCUGGGAACUCAUAAAAACCGAACAUAGAUUUUGUUUGGAAUAUUGUCCCAAAUCUUACAUUACAAAUGGAAAAAUGUGUGUAACUUCUUGCCCAAAAGACAAAGUUUUAUUUCAGAAGACCUGCUUGGAAGAAUGUCCUCCUUCAAAGCCUUUAACAUAUAUUGAAAAUAAAAACGAAAACGCUAAAUUAAUGUGUGUAAGCUCCUGUCCUAAAGGAACGCAUAGCGUGCAUGACAAAUGCUAUGAUCACUGUCCAUUUCCGCUUGGGACAUUUCUAUGGAAUUGUACCGACAUCUGCCCUUCAUCACAUCAACUGAGAGAAAAUCAGACCAUAGUUAUUGGAAACUAUAACUAUGGUCCAACAAUGGUAAUUGUAAACUGUGUUGAUAAAUGCAGCAGAUUCAAAGUAUCCCAAAACAACACAUGUCAGAACAAGUGCUUUUUUCCCAAGCUUUACAUUGAUAAAAGUGUAUGUGUGGACAAAUGUUCUGAUGAACAUCAUUAUUUUGAAGUCGCUCCCGAAGGAAAACGAUGCCACAUCAGAUGCCCGCGUCACUUGUUCUAUUUGGAGGGAACUUAUCAAUGUGUGCAAAACUGCGAAGCGCCAUAUCUCAUCGUAGACAACAAGUGUCAAAACAUCAGAACAUGUCCUAACCAUGCUUUGACUGAACAUACAAAUCGUGGGGUCAGGUGUACCAACAAAUGUUCUCCUAGGUUCUUUCUCGAUGGAACCAAAUGUCUGGAAGAGUGUCCUGGCCAUAAAGUGAUUAUUGAAAACAUAUGUGCUGAGCAUUGUCCUUACACUCAUCCUUAUGAAUAUAAAAACGACCGAAUUCAUUGUAUGAACAUGUGUCCAGAUGAUUAUGUAGCGAAUAAAAUUUCUAAAAAGUGUAUAUCAAAUGAGGACUGCCAUAGAGCUGGUAUGUUCUCUUUCUACCACGUUUGCCAUGACUCUUGUCCCUUUUUCACAUAUUACAAUGACGAUGGAACUUGCUCAUCCUCGUUUAAUUUUGUGUUUACAGGCUCCGUUAUGUAUUUCAUGUCAACAAUUAAUCUCUUCAUUUUGUAUUUGUUGUUUUGCUAUUCCCCGCAGCAAGCAAAAGAAAAAUGCACACAAAAUGAUCAACUCGAAAGAGAAGAAGAUAUUUCAAUGGACGAUUCUUCAACUAGCGAUUUAUAAACGGAAGAUAUUGCUUCUUAACAGAUACAGUGUGUACAUUGACAGUCGGUGAUGCUCGAGUCUUUGAAUUUAGAGUAUUCCAUUGGUCAAACGUUUCUUUAAUUUGUGUAAAUUAAAGGUAACGAAUGUUUGCGUCACUAGUGGUGAACACCUAAACGUUUUUGUAAAAAAGAACAAAUAAAAGGAAUUUAUUUUACGGACACCAAAAUACUUUUCUCUACUUCUUUUGUUUUU
Saccostrea cuccullata (small rock oyster) is the source of this 2903-nucleotide messenger RNA. RefSeq names its product proprotein convertase subtilisin/kexin type 5-like. The record is from RefSeq and is a predicted model, not a curated record. The transcript is spliced from 3 exons. Bases 24 to 2669 code for a protein of 881 amino acids. Lineage: Eukaryota; Metazoa; Mollusca; Bivalvia; Ostreida; Ostreidae.